Messenger RNA from Octopus bimaculoides (California two-spot octopus), 2631 nucleotides. Its product is annotated as TAF5-like RNA polymerase II p300/CBP-associated factor-associated factor 65 kDa subunit 5L. NCBI's taxonomy places the organism in Eukaryota, Metazoa, Mollusca, Cephalopoda, Octopoda, Octopodidae. Gene Ontology annotation, cellular component: transcription factor TFIID complex. The record is from RefSeq and is a predicted model, not a curated record. Gene Ontology annotation, biological process: transcription initiation at RNA polymerase II promoter. Gene Ontology annotation, molecular function: RNA polymerase II general transcription initiation factor activity; protein binding.
AUUUAGGCGCAAGUCCUGAAGUUUUGAAGGAAGGAAUUAGCCGAUACAAUGAAUUCCAGUACUUGUCUGGUACUUUUAUUACUAUUAAUAUUAUUAUUAUUAUCCCCAAAGGGACGAAACACUGAAAUGCAUCCGCGCGGAAUUUGAACUCACAAUGUAAUGUUUCUGUAAUAACAAUUGGAUAGAUAGAUGGAUGGAUGGAGAUAGAUAGAUAGAUAGAAAAACUAAUAGAUAGAUAGAUAGAUAGACGAACAAAUAGAUAGAUGUUCUCAUUUCGAAUGUAUAAUAAUAUGGCUAUCUUUCGUUUAUAUUUCAAAUUUUAUUCUCUGUAAAAUAACUUAGAAGCAUCGCUUUUCUACCCGAAUUAAAUUUAGGACAGUAAAAGCGGAAUAUACCAAGGCGUCGUGUGUUUAUGUUCGCUAACACAGAGAAGCAUGCUUUUAUUGGUGAGAGAGUUCAGGAGAGUGUUUAUGUUUUGUUAUUACCUCCCUUGGUGUCGAACUCUCGAGUGCACCGUGCCAUGUCUACUUGGAGGCUGCUUCUUCCUUGACGCUCAAUAAUGUCUGUUGAGUGGAACAGUUUCGACUUUCUUCAGUAUUUGAAGAUGAAAAGGAUUAAAAAUGAACAAAUUCAAAUGUCGAUGAGCAAUUAUUUAAAGAGACGACAGUAUCCGGAGAGCUCCAUUCCAGGCAAGAGGAAUCACCAAUACAUCCAAGAACCCUCUGAAUUGGUGUCCCAGAAUAAUGUCCACCAUCUCUCGACAAUAAACAACGUGCUAGCCUACAGUAGCAUCACAGGAGAUGCAACAGCAUGUGACCAUCAGUUCUCGCAAUUGAAACAGUUUAUCUGUGAUGCAGUAGAACCGUACCGAACAGAGCUACACAUCCUGCUCUUCCCAAUAUUUGUACAUGUCUACCUAGAGAUGCUCUACAAUGGUCACAAAAGUCCAGCUCACAAAUUCCAUGCCCGUCACGUGACUUUCUUCCGUGAAGAUCCCGAGAAUCAAGACAUCUUGGAUACUUUGGUUAAACUGAACAACCGAGAAGAUGUUCUCACAUGCAAGUUGGUUGCAGAGUUCAGGGAUCACAAAUACUCGUUAGCCUUCACUCAGGACACAUUUGAUUAUUUGGUCCGGUUUUUAAAGGCUGAUGAUAACAUGAUCAUGUUACAGAUAUUUAAUAAACAUCUAAAAGUUGAAGUGAAAACCGAUAAAUGUCCAGUGUUUGAAUGCAAGCCACAAAAUCUGCAGUCAGAGGUCAACUGCAAGUCAGCUGACCCUCACCUGCCGGCAUUGACCAGUGCUAAUGCGGACAAGAAUCCAGCCACUGACCAAGUCACUAAAGAGAUGCUACUGGAGUGUAUAAAGAGCUUACAAGUCUUACCGCCAUGCCUGCCUUCCAUAUGUUUUCUAGCGAUUGCAACAGCUCAUCACAGUCUCUCCUGUGCAUCUGUCUCAGACGACCGGAAGUAUGUGGCGGGAGGUUUUGAGGACUCAUCCAUUCGGCUCUGGACCCUUGGAGGUUCCAUAGUAAGGACCCCACCUUCAAAGAUGAACCCUUCGCGAAUCACACUCUCUGCCGAUUCCCUUAUUUACAAGGAUAGAGACAACGUCAAUAACCAUUACGAUGACUGGUCAGCAGCACCAGACCAAUGUGUUGUUCUUCGAGGUCAUUCUGGGAGUAUCUAUAAUAUGUGUUUUCUACCAGACCCAGACCCCGUCUACCUACUCUCCUGUUCUAAAGAUACAACAGUUCGUUUAUGGAACCUAGAAAACUGCUGUAACACCGUUCGUUAUGCUGGUCAUAAUUAUCCUGUCUGGGACAUUGAUGUAUGUCGAGUGAGCAGUAUGUUUGUAAGUGGUUCAUGUGAUCGCACUGCCAAACUGUGGUCAACGGAUCGAAUCUUCCCUGUGCGUACCUUUGCCGGACACACAUUGGACGUCAGCCGAGUAAAGUUUCAUCCGAAUGGUAUGUACGUAGCUACUGGUUCAAGUGAUAGGAGUGUCCGACUCUGGAGUAUCAAUGACGGCAAGUGUGUCCGACUAAUGCAGGGUCAUCGAGGAACGGUACUUGCCAUGGCAUUUUCUCCUAACGGGCAAUAUUUGGCCACCUCUGGGGAUGACAAGAAAAUCCGAAUCUGGGAUCUGAACACUGGUAAUUUGUUCAAAGAGUUCCGUGGCCAUGUAGAUACGGUCUAUUCUUUGACUUUUUGUCGCGAUGGUUCUAUGUUAGCAUCAGGUGGUCUUGAUUCCUCAAUACGUAUAUGGGAUGUCCGCAAAGAAGGUGACUUCAGCAAUGCCAGAAAAUUCAAGCGAUGGCAUGGUGAAUUCAAGCAGGGACAUGCACUGAGCAAAAGCUAGAUAGCAGCUGAUGUUCCUGAGGCAAUAGUAGAAAACACAGUGAGACUGAACCUGGAACCAUGUGAUUGGGAAGCAAGCUUCUUACCACACAGCCAUACUUGAAGAAAACACAAAAGAAAUGUUUUAUUAUUUUUGGGCAAAAGCAGCCUGAAAUCUUAUACUGGCUGUGGAUGAGCAUUUCUCAUCUGGAGUUCCCAGGGCUGUGUGUGGCCCUCAAGCAUCUUUCCAACACCCCUUGACAGUCUUCUUGCUAUAAAUAUAAGUUUUUCUUU